AUCGGAGUAUAAAAUUGUAGACACUUGCAGGUUCUGGGACAGAGCAAUUUAGUCACAAAUUAGUUUAGGCCACAACAGUGUUGCAUUUCAUGCCGAAGGCACAAGGAAACAUUAGAAUCUUUUCGGCUUAAUGGUCCCUUUCGUUAUUUUUUCAAAUAUCUGUAUUACUGGCGAAUUCAAAAAAGCAUAGUAUUAUAUUUUUGUUCAAAAAGUGAAAACUGCUCCGGAAAUUAAAGAAUCAAACCUAUAUGCCUACAUUUAACACUAAAACCAUCGAUUUGUACAAAAUAAAAUGUCGAAAAAAGGAAAGACCAGUGCAAUUUGGAUUCACUUUGAUGAAGAUGGUCCAAAUAAAGCAUUAUGUAAAUUGCAAAUAAGUAUUGCCUCGGGUUCGCUUAGUAACCUCAGGCGACAUAUGAGUAGAAGACACCCUUUUACGUCAAUAAAUAUGGAAAGGCAAGCCCCUGCCGCAGUUUUACAUGAGGAAAUAGAUGAUAUCGUGCAAACAUCAGUUAAUAAUGACCAACCUUCCACCAGUACAAUGCAAACUUCCUCCGACACCACGCAAACAAUUUCCAGUGCCCUGAAACAUUCCACAUCACAACCAAACAUCACACAAUAUAUUCAAAGGCCUCCACCUAUUCGCAAACAACAAAAAAUUGACCGACAGUUGUUAAAGAUGAUAGCUAAAGGUCAUCAUGCUUUUCGUAUUGUUGAGGAGCCGGAAUUUAAAAAUCUCGUCAGCCUCAUUUCGCAUUGUCCUAAUUAUGCUUUGCCGUCUCGAAAAUCUUUGUCGAACAAUCUCUUAGAUAGCAAAUACAAUGAGAUUCUGGCGAAAUUAAAGGUCAGCACAGAGGCUGCAUUUGCUGUUUGCAUUACAACAGAUGGAUGGACCUCCAGGGCAAAUUGUUCCUACCUAGCCAUAACAGCACAUUAUAUAGAGGGUACUGAGUUAACAUCAAAUGUAUUGGCAUGUAUUGAAUUUAAUGAAAGGCAUACGGCAGAAAAUAUUAAAUGUGCGAUAAAAGACGUUACUGAUGAUUUUGGAAUAUCGCAUAAAAUAUCAUCCAUUUUAACUGACAAUGCAGCGAAUGUGGUGGCAGCUGCAAAACUAACAAAUUGGCGUUGGAUUGGGUGCUUCGCACACUCUUUAAAUCUUGCUGUUAAAAGCUCAUUGUCGAAUGUUAGUGAGAUUAUAACCAAAGUACGCAAUGUUGUUACAUAUUUCCAUAAGAGUCCUAAUGCAUGGAAAAUGCUAGCUGAAGCCCAAAAAACAACUUGA
Messenger RNA from Musca domestica (house fly), 1282 nucleotides. RefSeq names its product E3 SUMO-protein ligase ZBED1-like. The record is from RefSeq and is a predicted model, not a curated record. The transcript has 2 exons. Bases 293 to 1282 code for a protein of 329 amino acids. Lineage: Eukaryota; Metazoa; Arthropoda; Insecta; Diptera; Muscidae.